UGGCUGCCGCAAGUGACCAUGUGAACCAUUCAAUGUGCUAGUAACGAUGGGACAAGAUGUUAUUUCUUUUGGGUCUGUAAUCACAUGUGCUUAUUACCAACCAUUAACAGUCAAUAUUUAUUUAGUUUAUAUUUAAAAAUAUUUUAUUUUAUUUACAACAUAAAAUCAAGAUUAAAUCGUUUUAAUAAUUAUGAUGACAUUUUUAAAGUUUUACUUACUAGUUGUACUAACUAGGACCUUUAAACUGUGCUGGACCUUUAAAAGCUAGUUUAAUUCCCUAUCUAUUGAUUAGUAUUUCAUGUUUAUCUCCUGUGUAAGCUGAUUGAAAAUUCAAUCUAAAAAGAAUAAAACGAAAACGUUGUAAUAAAGUAAGGUAUUAAUUUUUAUAUUACAUUUAAUUUAUUAUAAUAUCACUCAAAAAACUUAUUCAAUUACAGCAUUAAGGAGAUUGAGAUAGAAUUAUUGAUUAAUUAAAUAAAAAAAGGAAUGUAAAAAUUUGUUUUUACAUGCUUUUGCCCCAUUUGCUUAAAGCUGCAGCGUGGUAAUUAAAAAAGUGCUUAUACGCUUAGAGCCUAAAUGCUUCAGACCAUUCUCAGUUUGCAUUACAUAGAACAAACAAUCAACCUUUCGAGCGGUCGAAAAAAGCGCCUACCACUGCGCAUGUGCGUACAGCAAGAUAACACACGAGAGGAAAUAUGACCUUUAUGGGAAUGUAUAUAGGGGUUACUAUAAACGUGCUGUUGGUGGGCUGUACGAUCGACUAUUCAGAGAAAUUGGUGGCAGUUUAUCCGUUCUGGCGGCAAGUGAUGCCGCGCGGAUGGGCGGCGCGGGUUGGACGCGUGAGGCUCGCGUAGCUGACGACACAGACUUUGAAACCUUGAAACAUCUCCUCGGUUCUGAUGAUGGAUGGAAUCUGGAGUACGAGAAGGACGGCGUCAAGGUUUGGGCGGAAGAUGCCGCUCACGGAGCCCUCCGUACUGUCAAGGUGGUUGCGGAGUUUGAGGAUGUGGAACCGGACGCCUUGUACGAUGUCCUUCACGACCCUGAAUACCGAUCUGUUUGGGACACACACAUGUUGGCAGCAGAAGACGCGGGCCAUAUUAAUGUCAACAAUGAUGUUGGUUACUAUGCGAUGUCGUGUCCAGCGCCGCUCAAGAACAGAGACUUCGUGCUGCAACGCUCGUGGCUGGACACAGGCAACGAGAAGAUGAUCCUUAACCAUUCUGUAUUUCACAAAGAUUACCCGCCCAGGAAAGGUUUUGUCAGAGCCCUUUCCUUGUUGACGGGUUUCGUUGUGAGAAGACGAGAAAGUCCAGGCAGUUGGCUCGGCUAUGUGUCGCGGUCCGAUCCACGGGGCGCAUUACCUGCCUGGUUGGUAAAUAGAGUAACAGCCCAGCUAGCUCCCCGCUUGGUAAAUCAGUUACACGCCGCCGCACGUCGUUAUCCUGGGUGGAAGGCACUCACGGACACUCCAUAUUACAAACCUUGGAGACAUCCUGAACAGGUCCCACCAUAUAGGAUUAAUUUAGACGAUUGCAUUGACCCUGAUGCUCCGCCACCGCCAUCGGAACCUAAGCCAAAUACUUCAAAGACUAAAUUAGAAGUACCCCAAGUAAAGGAAGCAGAAAGCCACAGCAUUGAAGACUUAGGAGACAUAUCAUCAGAGUUCAGUGUAGAAGUAGAAGAAUUCUCAGAGCUCUCGGUUGAUCCAACAAAGAAAAAAGGCAAAUUCUACAAAUUGGUCAAAUCUAUGAAAAAUAGAAGAAAAAGUGUCCAAGUUGCCAAAAGUGCUGAUAGUCUUGUAGAUGCUAAAAGUUCCGAAGAGAAGCAUGAAAAGAGAAAAUCAUUCAAAUUUCAUCGUCGAUUUAGUCUCAGUAGAGGUCGAGAGGAUUAGUUUAUAUUUCCCUAAUUAGAGAAAUAAAUUAAAAAUGGUUUAUUCAACACUCAGUUUACAAACAAGGUCGACUGAAAGUCGGCCAAUUUUACGUCGUAAUUCGCUAAUUUUAAUAAUAACCUUAAGAAAUUGUUUGGUUAUGACACGUAAAAAUAAAUAAACAAAUUUUAUUUAUUGCCGACCUUGCUAAUUAUUUCUUUCACAACAACAUUAAUAUACACAUGGCAUUUGUACCUAUGUAUCUCAUUAUGGAACAUUCAUGCAUAUCAAUAAUAAUACAAUUUCAAU
Messenger RNA from Nymphalis io (European peacock), 2182 nucleotides. RefSeq names its product START domain-containing protein 10-like. The coding region runs from base 818 to 1894 and encodes 358 amino acids. The transcript has 6 exons. Gene Ontology annotation, molecular function: lipid binding. NCBI's taxonomy places the organism in Eukaryota, Metazoa, Arthropoda, Insecta, Lepidoptera, Nymphalidae. The record is from RefSeq and is a predicted model, not a curated record.